AUGGUAGCUUCUGGUAUAACGAGCAAAAAGUCUUAUACAGCACAAGAUGUUCUUGUUGAUUUCUUGCUUGGAGGAACAGCUGGUGGUAUUAGUAAAACAGUUGUAGCACCGCUGGAACGUGUUAAACUGUUACUACAAACACAAGAUGUCAAUCAAAAAGCGUUAGAAAAAGGAAAAUAUAAGGGUUUCGGUGACUGUUUUGUUCGAUGUGUAAAAGAAGAAGGCCCAUUAUCAUUGUGGAGAGGCAAUUGGGCCAAUGUUAUCCGAUACUUUCCAACACAAGCAUUAAAUUUUGCUUUUAAAGAAACGUAUCAAAAGAUGUUUGCCGAUUAUAAUCCAAAAACAGAUCCAUACAAAUUUUUUGUAGGAAAUUUGUUUGCUGGAGGUUUGGCUGGAGCAACUGGACUUUUAUUUGUCUAUCCAUUAGAUUUUGCUCGUACUCGUCUUGGUGUUGAUAUUGGAAAAUCUGUACAUGACCGACAAUUUAAAGGAAUGAAUGAUUGUCUCGUCAAAAUAUACAAAGCCGAUGGCAUACGAGGACUUUAUCGUGGAUUUGCAAUUUCGGUUGCUGGUAUUUUUGUUUAUCGUGCAUUCUAUUUUGGAGGAUAUGAUGCAGGAAAAAAAUUUAUGUUUGGUGAUAAUCCAAAUCCAAAUAUUUUAUAUCGCUUUAUGUUUGCACAAGUUAUUACAUCAUCAUCAGAAUUUUUAGCUUAUCCUUUAGAUACAAUAAGAAGACGAUUAAUGAUGCAAAGUGGUCGCGGUGAUGUAAUCUAUACAGGAACAAUCGACUGUGCGACCAAAAUUCUACGAAAUGAAGGAUCAUUAGCAUUUUUCAAAGGAAAUUUAUCGAAUAUGUAUCGUAGCGUUGGUAGUUCAUUAGUAUUAGUAUUGUAUGAUGAAUUUAAACGAUGGUUUACACAAUUUACUACUAAAUAA
Molecule: messenger RNA, 936 nt
Organism: Didymodactylos carnosus
Lineage: Eukaryota; Metazoa; Rotifera; Eurotatoria; Philodinida; Philodinidae
Source: the annotation of a GenBank genome assembly